UACAUCAAAGCCAUUUUUCCCCCCAACAGUCAUCAUUUGAAGGAUUUCAUUCAAGAGCACCAUCGAUUUUGAUUCGUUCGUGUAAUCACUUCGAAGAAUCUUUAGUCAAGGGAAUCUUCGAUUUCUACUGGCCCUAUACUUCAAGUGUCAUAUCGGUGAAGAACAUUUUAGCUUGUUUUAUUGCGCCACGCUAGUCCAGUGAAAGUUUCGAUACGUCCUCACAUGCGACUGUAUUGGUAUAGAGUCGGUAGUUACUUCAGGAUGUCUCCUACCUCGGACAUUUUUCUGUUGUGUUUUAUAACCGUGGUUUCAUUGCAAGCAGUCGCGGGAUGCGUCUGUUAUGUUGGCCAGCAAUCAAACCAACGCAAAUUAACCAGUUCAUGGGUAGUUCUCAGCCGCGAUCCCUGCGGCUGCAGCGGCUUUGUUCCUGGGGGCUUCAAUGCCAAACGCUCCCGGCCGGUCUGGAGACAUUACCCGCAAGCACAUACUCGUACUCCCGGGCCAAUCUUCACUACGGGAGAGACCGAUGACAGCGUGAAAGUGAAGUUGAGACUAGGGUGCCCAGACGCCAUCGCCCCGAACACAGAAGAGGCACCGACCGCUGCUGGUAUCGGAACGACUCCAGAUAUCGAUGAGAAUAGCAAUACCGAACCAAUCCCGAAUGAUGCGACAAAGACUAUUUCGCAAGGUGUGACCGAGUCGACUCUGAAUAUUAUGACGAAGUCUAUUCCAAAUAUUACUACCGAGUUGACUCCAAAUAUUGCGACGAAGUCUAUUCCAAAUAUUGCCACAGAGUCGACUCCGAAUAUUUUGACGAAGUCUGUUCCAAAUAUUGCCACCGAGUCGACUCCGAAUAUUGUGACGAAGUCUAUUCCAAAUAUUGCCACAGAGUCGACUCCGAAUAUUUUGACGAAGUCUGUUCCAAAUAUUGCCACCGAGUCGACUCCGAAUAUUGUGACGAAGUCUAUUCCAAAUAUUGCCACCGAGUCGACUCCGAAUAUUGUGACGAAGUCUGUUCCAAAUAUUGCCACCGAGUCGACUCCGAAUAUUGGGACGAAGUCUAUUCCAAAUAUUGCCACCGAGUCGACUCCGAAUAUUGGGACGAAGUCUGUUCCAAAUGUUGCUACCGAGUCGACUCCGAAUCUUGCGACUAAGUUUAUUCCGAACAGUGCGACGGAGUUUGACCUGAAACUUGCGACGGAGAUAUUUCCAAACCUCUCUGCAACCGAGCCAAAUAUUGUGACGAAGUCUGUUCCAAAUGUCAGCGCCACCGAGUCGACUCCGAAUCUUGCGACAAAGUCUAUUCCGAAUAUUGCGACUGAAGAGUCUGAUCCGAGAAUGGCCACUUCUGCAAGCAAAGCUACAAAUGAGCCACCUUUUGAUCCAGAGGCCCCUUGUGAAUCGUGGGUAUAUCACACAACGCUUAACACCUACACAUACGUGUUUCCCUUCGCUGCCUUCGAUCCCGAUCAGGAGUUUUUCGUCAAGUUUGGUGUCCGUACCGGCACCACGGCCCUGCUGGCCCUGACUGUGACCGAUAAAAACCCGCAAGGGCUUGAGGAGGAGUUGUAUGAAAUCGUGAUCGACUACGAGUUCUCAGGCACCAGCGGCAUCCGCCGGUGCAAAGACUGCGAGAGCCUGGUCUCCGCGACCGAUGCCAAAGACCGACUGGAUGAGGACGCGUACAAGUACUACUGGCUGCGCUACCGGGGCGGCUUGGUGCAGGUGGGCCGUCGAGGAGAGACGGAGUCCUUCAUGACUUGGCAGGAUGAUGCUCCGCUCAGCGUGCGGUACUUGGGUCUGGCAUCCAACGGAUGGGACAGCGGAUGGAAAAUGUGUGAGGGGAUGGUCGGCACAAAGUGACGGGCUUCAUCACACGCAGCAGAGUUUAAUCCAUAUGCGUCUAUGUUGUAGAAUUCAACCACGAAGUUGAAGAGUGACCCUUUUUUUAGGCAGAGCGGAGGUUUGGUGCGGUACCGUAGUGUAUCAUGUGUAUUGUGUGCCUUAGUCCGUUUUGAAAAACAUCGCAUCAAAGCUGUUGAGGGUUUUAAUGUUUCUUGCCUUACAUUUGUUGGGACGUGGAAAAUAGCCUCCAUGACUGCCGCAAAUAAAGCACUCAGACAUUUGCCGAAACUUUGCAUAUAUUAUUUACUUCAUUUUAUUUUAUGAUGUGAUAAACUCAGUUAAAUCCAAAAGCAGUUGAGUCAGUUUGAAGAUGAUUCAGUCAAAGACAAGCUGUCUAGUGCCACUAUUUCCAGCCAGUUUCAGAUUUGGACAGUUUCAUAAAAAUGUUUCUUGUAGGGCCUACUAGGUAUACAUUUCGGUUUUGACAAAUCCUAGCAAAGUAGGCAUUAGAUAUGCAUAGUCGUACAGACGGACUGUCUAAAUACGAGUGCAAUUCUCACACAUCAAUUCAAAACCGUGAUGUAGCUUAAGUUGGCCUAUACAUAUAAUAAUAACAAUUUAAAUGUCAUUAUUUUUGUCAUUGAGUUAGUUCGGUCAUCAUUAUUACGACAAUAGGAAGGAACUUCUACAUUUGGUUUUUAAGUCUGUAUUAUUAAAUAGGCUUAUUAAAUGAAACAAAUAAAAUUGUUCAAAUAUUUCACUGUUUACCUUACCUAAUAUAGUCACCGUUGUAUUUUUGUAGCCUAAAUUCUAUGCGCCAUUAAAU
Molecule: messenger RNA, 2671 nt
Organism: Patiria miniata (bat star)
Lineage: Eukaryota; Metazoa; Echinodermata; Asteroidea; Valvatida; Asterinidae
Exons: 4
Coding region: 223-1863 (546 amino acids)
Source: RefSeq, a predicted model, not a curated record